AUGAUUAAAAGAGCUCUGCCUCAUAGCCCUGGCCCUGCCAAUGGCAGCCUCUACGCCAGAGUGAGGAAGAGGAGUAGUAACAAAGGAGGUGAUAUGUUUCCCCAGGCAACCAGCGGCCCUAUUCCCAGUGACCUUGCCCUGUCAGCCGGUAGUGAUUCAGGCUUCUCUAUUGCCUCCCAGUGGACAGGGGUUAUUACUGCAGUGAGCCCUGGGAGAAGGUCCAGUGAGGACGAACGUACCCAGCAAAGGAGGCUUCUAUAUGGGGUUGGCCUGGAGAAGGCUCAGCCUCCUCUGGAAGACAUGACAAAGCUCCCAGCCUCCAGUAAUGGAGAGGGGAAGAUGGACGGGGACAAGGAAGGCUUAGGGCAGCCUGUCAAUGAGGAGGCCUUGCCCAGCGAGAGGGAGACAGACAUCCUGGAUGAUGACAAGUUUAUCCCUGAGGCUAGCCCUGCCUUGGACAGGCAUAGCUUGGCUAGCAUCGGCUCAUUGUCCUCUGAGAGCCUGCCUGAAGCUCAGCAAUUGGUCCAGAGUGGAAGUGGAUACUCCACCCCCUCCACCUACACCACCCAAUCAUGGGUGCAGCAGCAGCAGGCAGUCGACGCCCCAGAGGGGGAGGAGCAAACAGACCAGGGGUGGGACAGCCCUGUGGAUACACCUCCUCUGAUUGGUCCAGACACCCUGUCAGUUCCAGACAUGCCCAAUACGGGGACCAGCAGAAGAGAGGCGGUGCAGAGACGAAUGGAGGGUGGGGUGGGGGUUGAGAGGUCGCCUGUGCAGAUGGACAGCGACAAACAUUCCACACACACCACAUAUGCCACACACACCACACACACACCCCUACCCUCAGGGGAACCCUAUGGGCAGGAGGAGCUUGCCUCGUUAGUAACAGACAUGGAUGAGUCCAUCGAGCGGCUCAACCGGUUAAUCCUUGACCUGGACCCCACCUUCAUACCUGUCCCCAACCGACAUCCCGUCCCCCCCCCCCUGUCCCGCUCCGCCCCCCCUCCACACCAAUGGGAUAAGCCAAACGACAACCCACGCCAACGCCAGCCAAUCAGCAGAGGCUGGAAGCAUAGACAGGCCAGUGAUGUCACAGAUUACCCAGGGUUCCAUAGUCCGGGUUGGAGCGGAGCCCAGACGUUCCAGAACUCUCUGAUCUUCAGGCCCAACCUUCUUCCCUCUCAGCGUGGCCGUCUCUACAGGAUGGAGGACUAUGAAGGACAGACUCCAGUGAUGGAGAGCUGUGACAUCGUCCCACCCACACCAGCAUUUCCUGUUUCUCCUCCAACGCCCUAUGUGAAAAGUUGUCCAGUUGUCUCUUACAUGAGGCAUGGCAAGGGACAGUGGGAUAUGAGCAGAACAUCACUAGAUUCUCGAAGUUUCCUGGACAGUAGUAUGAACCAAACUCCAGCCUCGUCGAAUGGAGAGCUUUUCUGCUCGGAAGUGUCCUUCACUCCCGCCACCUGUCAGAGAAUGUUCGGAUCCAUGCACUCUGUAUCGUCAAGGACCCUCCCACACACAAACAGCCUCCUCAAUGUCCACAGAUCUCCCCUGGGGGCCCAGAGGGACCUGGAGGGGUCUGGGGGCCAGAGCUGGGGUGAGAGGAACCAUGAUGCCCAAAGCCAGGGGGAUUUAGUCUCUCUGCUGCUGGGGAAUGGACAUCUUGGUCUGGAGGACAGCCUGUUGGAAGCUAUGGAGGGUCUGGGGGUCCUGGAUCUAGGCCUGGGGCUUGGAGAGGGUGGACUGACAGGACUGCCACCCGUGCUGCCUGAGAAGAGGGUACCAGGGCUGGCUGGGUCCCGCUCCCCCUCUCUCAGUGGAUUAUCCAGCCCCCACAGUGGUAGUAGUCUCAGCAUCCCCUUCCCCUCAGCCAUGACCCCAGCCCCUUUCAGAGGACUCAGCCCUGGUGGUGGUGGAGCCCCUUUGCCUGGAUCAGACCCGUUUUCCAGUAAGCAGGACAAUGUGAAGUUUGUUCAGGACACUUCCAAAUUCUGGUACAAGCCUGACAUCUCCAGAGAUCAAGCCAUCGGGGUGCUGAAGGACAGAGAACCUGGAUCCUUCAUCGUCAGGGACAGUCACUCGUUCCGCGGAGCCUACGGAUUGGCUAUGAAGGUGGCCACACCCCCUCCCUCUGUCCUGACACAGAGCAAGAAAGUGGGUGGCGACCUAUCCAAUGAACUGGUUAGGCACUUCCUGAUUGAGUGCACACAGAAAGGGGUGCAGCUUAAGGGCUGUCCCAAUGAACCCUACUUCGGAAGUCUGACUGCGUUGGUCUGUCAACAUUCCAUUACCCCUUUGGCCCUUCCCUGUAAACUCAUCAUCCCCGAAAGAGAGACAAGUGAUCCCUCAACACAGUCAGUAACCAACUCUGCUGCUGAGCUACUCAAACAGGGAGCAGCUUGCAGUGUGUGGUUCUUGGGCUCAGUAGAGCUGGAGUCUUUGACAGGGUACCAGGCUGUACAAAAGGCAGCCAGUCGGACUCUGGCCAUGGACCCUCCUCCAACCUCCACUGUGGUUAAUUUCAAAGUCUCAACACAGGGCAUCACUCUCACCGACAAUCAGAGGAAGCUGUUCUUCAGGAGACACUACACCGUCAAUACCGUCAUUUUCUGUGCCCUUGACCCACAGGACCGCAAGUGGACAAGAGAUGGCUGCUCGUCUGCUAAGAUCUUUGGUUUUGUGGCGAGGAAGUCGACGAGUGGGACGGAGAAUGUGUGUCACCUGUUUGCUGAACACGACCCCGAACAACCUGCCACUGCCAUCGUCAACUUCGUCUCCAAGGUGUUGAUUGGAUCACUGAAGAAAUAAGACCUGGACACACACACACCACACACACCACACACACCACACACACCACACACACACACACACACACCACACACACACACACACACACACACACACACCACACACACCACACACACCACA
Oncorhynchus gorbuscha (pink salmon) is the source of this 2928-nucleotide messenger RNA. RefSeq names its product tensin-3-like. The record is from RefSeq and is a predicted model, not a curated record. Gene Ontology annotation, molecular function: protein binding. Lineage: Eukaryota; Metazoa; Chordata; Actinopteri; Salmoniformes; Salmonidae. Bases 1 to 2808 code for a protein of 935 amino acids. The transcript is spliced from 17 exons.